This is a messenger RNA of Cynocephalus volans (Philippine flying lemur), 1161 nucleotides long. RefSeq names its product serine/threonine kinase 32A (gene STK32A). The transcript is spliced from 12 exons. Lineage: Eukaryota; Metazoa; Chordata; Mammalia; Dermoptera; Cynocephalidae. The record is from RefSeq and is a predicted model, not a curated record. Gene Ontology annotation, biological process: protein phosphorylation. Bases 16 to 1161 code for a protein of 381 amino acids. Gene Ontology annotation, molecular function: protein kinase activity; ATP binding.
UUUACAGAUGAGAAAAUGGAGGUCAACUUUGACCACUUUGAAAUUUUACGAGCCAUUGGGAAAGGCAGUUUUGGGAAGGUCUGCAUCGUACAGAAGAGUGAUACCAAGAAAAUGUAUGCGAUGAAGUACAUGAAUAAACAAAAGUGUGUGGAGCGCAACGAAGUGAGAAAUGUCUUUAAGGAACUCCAGAUCAUGCAGGGUCUGGAGCACCCUUUUCUGGUGAAUUUGUGGUAUUCCUUCCAAGAUGAGGAAGACAUGUUCAUGGUUGUGGACCUCCUGCUGGGCGGGGACCUGCGCUAUCACCUGCAGCAGAAUGUCCGCUUCCAGGAAGACACAGUGAAGCUCUUCAUCUGUGAGCUCUCCAUGGCCCUGGAGUACCUGCAGAGUCAACACAUCAUUCACAGGGACAUGAAGCCUGACAAUAUUUUACUUGAUGAACAUGGGCAUGUGCACAUCACAGAUUUCAACAUUGCCGCAGUGCUGUCCAAGGAGACACAGAUCACCACCAUGGCUGGCACCAAGCCCUACAUGGCACCUGAAAUGUUCAACUCCAGAAGAGAAGCAGGAUAUUCCUUUGCUGUUGACUGGUGGUCCCUGGGAGUGACUGCAUAUGAGCUGUUGAGAGGCCGGAGACCAUAUCAUAUUCGCUCCAGUACUUCCAGUAAGGAAAUUGCACACAUAUUGGAGACAGCUAUUGUGACUUACCCUUCAGCCUGGUCACAGGAAAUGGUGUCGCUUCUUAAAAAGCUACUUGAACCUAAUCCAGAGCAACGAUUUUCUCACUUGUCUGACAUUCAGAACUUCCCAUAUAUGAAUGAUACGAACUGGGAUGCGGUUCUGCAGAAGAGGCUCAUUCCAGGUUUUAUUCCCAAUAAAGGCAGGUUAAAUUGUGACCCCACCUUUGAACUCGAAGAAAUGAUUUUGGAGUCCAAACCUCUUCACAAGAAAAAGAAGCGACUGGCAAAGAAGGAGAAAGAGAUGCGGAAAUGUAAUUCCUCUCAGAAGACAUGUCUUCAAGAGCACCUUGAAUCUGUCCAGAAGGAGUUCAUAAUUUUCAACAGAGAAAAAGUAAAAAGGGACUUUAAUAAAAGGCAAGCAAAUCUAGUCUUGGAACAAACCAAAGACCCACAAGAAGAGGAUGGCCAGAAUAACAACUUAUGA